Molecule: messenger RNA, 1524 nt
Organism: Linum trigynum
Lineage: Eukaryota; Viridiplantae; Streptophyta; Magnoliopsida; Malpighiales; Linaceae
Source: the annotation of a GenBank genome assembly
GUGGUAUUCAAUCAAAUUCCUUUGAUCUUUUUCAAUACUUAGUUCUUACCUUUUGGAGCAGAAAACAGAGUACUCUAACAAUAGAAGUUCUUGCUAGUUCUCGUGGUAAGAACGAGCCUUUAUGGAAAAUGAGUAGUGGGUUGAUUAGUUUUCCGGUUCUUAAUAAGGAAAAGUCUAGGAUUCAGAGUAUUUAUUACAUUGUUGAUAGAUAUAAGAAUUAAAACUAAUGCGAGAUUUGGGAUUUCAUUUCACCAAUGGCAGCCAUUAGUGAAGGGAGCUAAUUUUUUGGGUAAUUAAUUUUCUUCUGUGUGUGUACUAAGUUGAAAGGAAAUAAACGGUUACCUUUUUUGGGUGUGAAGAUUGAAGAGUGAAGAAUAAGGAAAUUACAGGCUCGUUUAUGGUAAUAAGAAGGUAAGCUUUCCGGGUUCCUUUAAUUACACAAAAUUCUGGGUUUUCGGGUUCCAUUAUAGCAAAACUGCAACCAUUAGUUGAAGUUUCGGGUUCAGGUACCCGAAACUGGUAUUUGUCGGUUUCGGUUCGGAUUUUUAGUAAACGGGUGCCGGGUUUUCGGUUUCCUUUGAAUUUUGGGUUUGGUUAACCGACCCGAACCGACCCGACAGCCCUAGGUAUAAUCCAAUGGCUAUUAUUUAUGUGAGACUUUUUUGGUAUUUUUGGUAGUUAUUAUGACGCCAAAGACUGAUAAUUAAUAGGAAAUCGGUGUUGGUGGGAUUAGAGAAAUCAGAACCAGAUCUCAUCCGCCUUUUCCCUUUCUUCCGUUUCUUUUCCAUCUUCCUAAAAAUAACCACUAUUACGAACAAAAUCUUCUCCACCAUGUUAGCUUCUGCAACUUGGAGCAAAUGAAGGAAGCUAGAUGCCUAGACCUACGACAAACAGACAAUUUGGAGGAGGAACAAGGAAACACCACACCAGCGAUGAUACAGGAGUUGGUGAUACAAUGAAAUCAAGCGGCGACCUGAACCCUUCUGCUCCGUCGCGGAAUCCCACCUGCAAAAUCUGCAGAUCUCUUUCACCAACCAUAUUCCGGGAUCUAAUAGGUCGUCAUCAUGAUAUCCAAGUUCAUCUUUACCAAAUGAUCUAUGCCGAGACAAUAUCGGAUUUCAAAACCUAGUCGAGAAUUUGGUUAGAGGAAAUCCUUGCGCCGUUGGCGACAUAAAUUCGAUGACAAGUCAUGUUGUUUGUGGUGAAAGUGGUAGCGGAGGGAAUUGUUGAUACCAACACUAGUAGUGGUUUACCUAACCAGUAGUGUUUUACAGUAUAUUAACGGGUUGUUUGGAUUGAGUAUUUGACAAACUUGUUAUUUGGGACCAAUUGCCACACAAAUAGUACAUAAUAUAAAAUUGGGUUAAAGACACAUUUGGUCACUGAGAUUACAAAAUUGGGACAUGUUUAGUCACUAGAAAAAAUUAAUAUCAAAUUUGGUCACUACAAUUACUAAAACUGGACACAUUUAGUCACUCGCCGUUAGUCUCCGUCCAACUCCGUUAAUAAAGUCUGUUAAGUGAU